Molecule: messenger RNA, 5096 nt
Organism: Onychostoma macrolepis
Lineage: Eukaryota; Metazoa; Chordata; Actinopteri; Cypriniformes; Cyprinidae
Gene: paqr9
Product: progestin and adipoQ receptor family member 9
Exons: 1
Coding region: 1596-2708 (370 amino acids)
Cellular component (GO): membrane
Molecular function (GO): signaling receptor activity
Source: RefSeq, a predicted model, not a curated record
AGUUUAAGUGUAACAUAACCUUUUGUCUGUGGCUUGUUAGCUAGCUGUUAAAAACAGCUUACACAACUAGUACAAAUUAUUAAAGUUUAAAACGGACAAAUGCUUUCCCUAAAAUACAAAUCUGUCAUUUGACAUACUGUAAAGUAUAUUAACUGUGCAGUAAAAUAAGGCCUGUAACAUUAUAUUGAAAUCAGUCAAGACUCAUGUCAGAAGCUAGUCUGUAAAUACCGUAGCCUUCGGCAAGUGUUUUGCUUAGGGCGUGGGGGAGAAAGAUACAGAUACAUAAGUGUCUGUGUGAGAGGGAGAGACCGAUAAAGAGAGACACUGCUGCUGCUGACGGAGAAUUUGUUGAACACUUCAAAAGAAACUACAGCUCGUGUGACUACAAACACACACAUCAGAGUGCUGCGCUGCUUUGCCGGAGCUGGCAACACGGACGCUUUUAUCCUGAUUGAGUAACGGCCGGACAAGAGAGAGACAGACAGCCCUACAGCACCUCACAGCCGGCAUUUGUGCAAGAAGUCAAGGGCAAUCUAAUGAUAAAGGGACUACACGCCGGUUGACUGUUUAUUUAGAAGUGCUGUCGAGCAGAAACGAAAAAAUCUUCCUGGAAAAGAGCUCGUGCCAGAUCACACGGCACCGCAAUGCGAAACGUCGAGCGAAGAGACGCUUAAACCAGCACAACUGCAUUUAACAUGGGCGAAAAUAGAGGAAUUAGCCGCCACACAGACAGCGGAAUCGUGAGAAAUGUUCUCUGUUCCCGUUCUGAGGUAAAACACCGCCGUGAGACUGCAUGAAACGACUGUUUUCGAGAUCGUCUACUAAUCUACAGAAGUGCAUCUACAUACGAGACAGCACGCGAUAAUCUGGCCGAUGAAUUAUGCACGGCGAAGCAUGAAUAAUACACUGAGGGGUGACGCUCGUUUUCAGAGACCGGCCGGUGCCCGACGGUGUCCCACAUGACCUACUUUCAAAAGCUUUAAUGCAGGAGAGAUGCAGCCGCAGUGAGCCUUCAGCACUGAAAAACAAGCUCACUGUUUGCUCAUAUGUGUGACCGAAGUUGUGUGGACCUCAGGUGACAUGAACGUCAGGGCCGGAUCGCUCACUUGGAAGACUUCAACAGUGGUAGUGAAGCAUCCUUGGCGAUGGUUUUUUUAAUUGUUCAUAGUUUUAAAACGAAUCUACUGCGCCGAUAACUUUGAAGACUUGAGCUAACGGAAAAAAUGGACCCUGGAGCCAUUGACCUUUGCACUUGCAACAGCAGGAUUAUUUAUUUCUCCUAAAACCUCAGUCUUUUCAGCACAUGCUGUUGGGAUUUGUAUUGAGCCAUGGGAUUUGCCUUUGCCCGCUAAAAUCUGCACACGAACUCCAUAAAUGCUUCUAAAGGAUUAUUAAAAUGACAGUUUUACCUCUGUAAUGUCAUACAGUUUGACAGCCGAGCGUUCUGUAAGCAAUACUAGUUAUUUAAUGACUACCUUCAACAGCGUAGUGCUAGCUAUGUAUGUUAUUAGUUUAAUAAAUCUAAUUCAACAAUGACUCUAAGCUCAGGAGAUAGUUUUUUUUGUUAAUCAGUGAAUUCGUCUUUCGGUCAAAUCAUGUUGUCCGUUCCAUUACUACGUCACACUGACGUUCCACCGAGAGUGACUGAGAACUUCAUUCUGUCUGGUUAUCGUUUCCCCAACUACAGCCUACGGCAGUGCCUAGUCUCUGCUUUUCGUCCCACCAAUGAGACCGGAAACUUCUGGACACACUUCCUCCCCAUUUUUGUGUUCGCCUUUCACUUUCUGGAGGUUUUCAUGUGGGAAGGAGCGCCGGAACCUAGCAAUCCUUUUUUCUACCCUUUCUGGAACUACUUCCUGGGGGUGUUGUACCUGCUGCUAGCCAGCAGUCUGGCUCAUCUUCUCAACUCCAUGUCACUCAUCAUUCGUGAAAUCUGUUUCUUUGUGGACUAUGGGACUAUUAGUGCAUAUACAGUGGGUUCCUCACUGGCAUAUUACUACUACAUCCAUCCUCAAGCAGGAAUACCAGAGAUUGGAUUCGGUGGACCAAACUCUACCCAAAGGAAGAGCCUAAACGCUGAUGAAGAGGCUUGGCCCUCUGCAUCUUCUCCCACUCAGUUCCAGCUGUUCUUUGAUAGCCUCUACAUCCCAUCCUCCUGUCUGGUCGCUAUCAUUUGUGUCAUCACCUGCUGUAACACCAGACAGUGCUGGCGGAAGUACCGCUAUGCUGUCCGCACCCUUGUCUUCCUCCUUCCGUUUUUCAUCUCCUCCACUCCUGUCUUCUACCGUCUCUCUGCAAGCUGGCUGUCAUCCUCCCCUCAUCUGUUCUCCACCAUGGCUGCCUUCUUCUAUCGCCAUUGCUUUUGGCUGGUGGUAUCUGCCCUCUUCAAUAUCAGUAAGAUCCCAGAACGUUUUUCUCCUGGGAACUUUGAUAUCUGGGGUCACAGCCAUCAGUGGUUCCAUUGCUGCACCUUCCUGUCGAUCCUGGAUGAGCUGCAAAUGAUCAAAGUGGAGAUGCAGGCCCUGCUUCUCAACUCAACUUUGGUACUGUCACCUGCAAUGCCACCUAGGCUCGCUGGACCAACACUCUGGUCCACCUAUGGGGUCAUGUUGCUCCUGCAGGGGUGCAUAGCGUGCAUUAUAGCCUGUUUUGGUUGGCAGGCGUAUCAGAUCUACGCACCAGAGCAAAAAAAGCUAAAGGGACAUUAGGAGACACUGUAUGCUGAUCAGGUUUAAAGUUAUUAUCUUGGAUUUUGAUUUUUUUGAGCAAUGUUUUAAUGAUUUCUGCAGUAUGAACACUGAGAUCGGUCACCCAAAAAUGGUAAUUGUCAUUAUUUACUGAUCCUCAUGUUGUCUCAAAACUCAUAUGGCUUUCUUUCUUUUGCAAAGCACAAGAUAUUUGAAUUGUUAUGAAUGGGACCUGGGUCUUUCAAGCUCUGAGAAGGACAUAAAGGUAACAUGAAAUGAAUCCAUAUGAUUACACUGGUAUAUUCCAAGUCGAGAUCAAACUUUAAGCCUUUUGUGUUCCAAUGAAAUGAGGGUGAGUAAAAUGAUGACAUAAUUUUCAUUUUCGGGUGGACUGACUGAAGUUUGAAAUGGCCACCAAAAAAAGUGCUCAGUCAGUAGGCAUUAUUUGACAAAAAUUGUGAAUGUUUUAGCAGGUUUCAUUGUAAGGACUUUGGAGGGAGGCUGUUUUUGCUGUCAGGCGGUCAAAGUCCUUGUUGCCCUGUAAUCAGCAAGCUGACUCUGCCACAUUUGCUCCCCAGGGGCUGUACUGUUGAACUUCCAGAAAGCUUUCUCUCAAGAGGGGUUUAAAAUGACGCAUUCUCAGUCUAUCUAUCUAUCGAUGUCUGGCUUUUUCUCUCAUCCGCCCACUCACAUUUCCUCCCUCUUUUUUAGCAAACCCUUUAAACAGGAAGUGCACACAAACACAAAUAGCUUCAGCCAAAGUGUUUGAAGCAAAGGGAAAUGAGAGGGGUGGAGUUUACAUCACUGUAGUGCUAAACUACACCCUUCAGUUUUUAAUGAACCAUAUAUUUCACUUUAUACUAUCAUUACUUUCAAUUAUAGAUCUUAAUUAAGGUGUGUGGCAGCAUAGGUAGUAACUGUAGAUUUCAGUUGAAAGGCUAUAUCAUAAUCUACUGUAACUAUGCAUUGCUAUUGAUUGUAUAUGCUUCUCUAUGACUUGACAUUUGGUUGAAGGCCUUGGUGGUAAGACUGAAAGGAGAAAAACAAAGCCAUAUCAUUGUUGAGAAACAUAUCAGCAAGUACUGUUUUUACUGUAAAGGCCAGUUUUGAAGACACAGGUUAACUGUAGUCAUGGGCUACACAAAAAUGUCUGUGGUAAAUCAUAGUUAUUAAAAACUUCCUUCAGGUGCCGGUCUAGAAAGUGCUACUAGUGGGCUGUAUUCAGCUUUAUUGUACUGUUUACAGCCAUGAGUUGUCACUGGUCUUUCUACUGGAUAGUUGAAUUUUCUUUCAUCCAGUCAGAUACGUUUUUGAGUAAGUGGUGCUCUUAUAAGAGAGUGUGUUAGUGAAACACCUGUUGACAAAACAUACAGGUUAUUUAGUCUGAGAGUUUGGUGUGGUUUAACAAUAUUUGUGAAUUUCUGUGUGAACAUGUCUUUUUGUUGCUGUGAAUGACAACUUGAAGUCAUUGAAUCAGAUGUUGUAACUGUCAAAAAAGAUGUUAUGUCUCUGUUGUUCUGUCCUCCAAUUUCAAAGUCAGGCAGGCCGAAGAGUUGCAAUAGGUGUGAGGACAUAUUAUAGCUUUUUUUUCAGUUUUUAAUGUAUUUCAUCAUUCACAGGGAUUCAUUCAUUAUUCAUUAAUAACUUGAGUUUAUAAAGCCUCAUACUUAAUACUGUUUGUAUCCUAUAAUGAGAUAAAGAAUUUGUUACAUUGCACUGUGUUGCACAAGCGUAAUAUUAAAGUCUAGAUAGAAUAUAUGAUUUGCACAUAAAUGACUUAAUGUUUUUGAGCUUGACAGGGACCCAAUGUACAUAUUAUCCUGCUUGAAUAGAUUGAACUGGGUUGUCUACAAAGUUGGACAACUUUUUAGAUCCGGAAGGUUUCAGCAAUUUUGACAGAGCAUUGUUGGGCUGCUUGCGACUUUUGUUUGCCAUUGUGCAGGUCUGGCAACUUUGUGCGGUCAUAUUGCUCACCUUAUGCUAACACUUCAAACCUGUAAUAAGAUAUAUUCUACAGAUCAAAUGUACAAGAGACUAAACCUGUAUCAAAUAUGUUCGCUCUGGAGAAAACACCAAAAUAUGAAUAUUUAAAAACUGUGUUUAAGUCAGCUUGAUUAGAAAUAUCUAGUUCUAGAACAGUUUGUCUAGAACAGUUGUAGUUCUCAGGGGAGAAGACAGAUUAUAGUCUUAAUGCACUGAAAACUAUGCUGUAUGCCAACUGCUGUAGUGUGAGUUUAUAGUUAUGGUUUACUUGAGUAAAUCAUGCUAAUAUAUCUUAUUUAAUAAGAUAAAGGCUUGAACAUAAAACUAGAAUACUUAUCAGUUUAGUGCAUAUUAAUAUAUUAGAGUUAUUGUACUGCUUCUAUUUCAAUCUGUAUCAAAAGAUGAAUAAAUUUAAAUGGUAAAUCA